Gracilinanus agilis (Agile Gracile Mouse Opossum) is the source of this 1864-nucleotide messenger RNA. RefSeq names its product zinc finger DHHC-type palmitoyltransferase 14 (gene ZDHHC14). Gene Ontology annotation, cellular component: Golgi apparatus; endoplasmic reticulum. Lineage: Eukaryota; Metazoa; Chordata; Mammalia; Didelphimorphia; Didelphidae. The transcript has 9 exons. The record is from RefSeq and is a predicted model, not a curated record. Gene Ontology annotation, molecular function: protein-cysteine S-palmitoyltransferase activity. Bases 101 to 1570 code for a protein of 489 amino acids. Gene Ontology annotation, biological process: peptidyl-L-cysteine S-palmitoylation; protein targeting to membrane.
GGAGGGGCUCUAAGAGAGUGGAGUCGUCUUAGUUAAGUAGUUUGUGCUUUUUGGGGGGGUUGGGUGGGGAGUGUGUCCCCCGGAUUGUCUACCCUCUUUGAUGACUCCUGGAGGCGGUGGGCCCAUGAAAGACUGCGAGUACAGUCAGAUCAGCACUCACAGCUCCUCUCCCAUGGAGUCUCCCCAUAAGAAAAAGAAAAUCGCGGCCAGGAGGAAAUGGGAGGUUUUCCCAGGAAGAAACAAAUUCUUUUGUAACGGGAGGAUCAUGAUGGCUCGGCAGACCGGCGUCUUCUACCUGACCCUUGUCCUCAUCUUGGUCACUAGCGGACUCUUCUUCGCAUUCGACUGUCCAUAUUUAGCUGUGAAAAUCACUCCGGCUAUCCCUGUGGUUGGCGGGAUCCUAUUUUUCUUCGUGAUGGGCACCCUGCUUCGGACAAGUUUCAGUGACCCUGGAGUCCUGCCCCGAGCAACGCCAGAUGAAGCUGCUGACCUGGAAAGGCAAAUAGAUAUAGCCAAUGGUGCCAGUUCAGGGGGGUACCGUCCACCUCCCCGAACAAGAGAAGUCAUCAUCAAUGGUCAGACAGUGAAACUUAAAUAUUGUUUCACCUGCAAGAUUUUUCGUCCUCCUCGUGCUUCUCAUUGCAGCCUUUGUGAUAACUGUGUAGAACGGUUUGAUCAUCACUGUCCCUGGGUAGGCAACUGUGUGGGGAAAAGAAACUACAGAUUUUUUUAUAUGUUUAUUUUAUCUCUGUCUUUUCUGACAGUCUUUAUAUUUGCAUUCGUUAUCACCCACGUCAUUCUUCGUUCCCAGCAAACAGGUUUUCUAAAUGCUCUCAAGGACAGUCCAGCAAGUGUGCUGGAAGCUGUGGUGUGUUUCUUUUCUGUUUGGUCUAUUGUCGGGCUCUCAGGUUUCCACACAUAUUUGAUCAGCUCCAAUCAAACUACAAAUGAAGAUAUUAAAGGGUCUUGGUCAAAUAAAAGAGGUAAAGAAAAUUACAAUCCCUACAGCUAUGGAAACAUCAUUACAAAUUGUUGUGCUGCCCUCUGUGGGCCCAUCUCUCCAAGCCUAAUCGAUAGAAGAGGAUUUAUCCAGCCGGAUACACCUCAGCCAGCAGCACCAACAAAUGGAAUCACCAUGUAUGGGGCCACACAGUCUCAGAGCAACAUGUGUGACCAAGAUCAGUGCAUUCAGAGCACCAAAUUCGUUUUGCAGGCUGCAGCGACACCGUUGCUCCAGAGUGAACCCAGCCUAACCAGUGAGGAACUCCCUUUGCCAGGAAAGACCACACUAGGCGCUCCCUGUGCCACCUUGUCCCUGGGGCAGCCAACGCCACCCUCCUCCAUGCCCAAUCUCACGUCAGAAACUAUUUUGACAGAUAUGAUCCCAUUGAAAGAGGAACUUGAUAGCCAUCAGUUCCUCACGCCAGAGGAAGCCCCCUCGCCCCCCGGGAUGUUGUCGACAGGCAGUCCGAUCACACACAGUCACACCCUGCAUGUCCUAAGCUUGGCCAGCCAAGACUCAUUGCAUGAAGACUCAGUGCGUGGCCUCGUCAAGCUCAGCUCAGUCUGACCGAUGUGGACAGUCCGUGCAAGGACAGGCGCAGUGCACUUUUCCGAGGACUUUGCUACUCUCAAGACCAGAUGUUGAAGCCAACAAAAGAGAACUUCCCAGCACUCCAUCUUCUAAUUCCAUCACUGGCCUCAGCGAUGAGGACACCGUGUUGUGGCUUAAAUGAACAUCUAAAAAGUAGAUGGAUCGAUUUCAAAAGGUAUUUGGGGGCAGGUCCUAAAGCUCAUAAUUUUGUCUUAUUUGACGUUUCUUCCCUUUUCCCUAAUUCUUCCUCCCCUCCCACAGUAAAUAAAA